CUCGUAUCAUUGGAUGGGUCGACCCACUUGAGCAAUAAAAGUGAAACUGAGAAAUUCUAAGAGCAGACGCGUGCAGAAGAACCACUAAAAAUAUCUGACUUCGAAGAACGCACAGAUCUGACCCAAGACACCGCAAACGCAACUCUCUCCCAAAACAUGAGCCUCUUCGGUUUGGGCAGGAACCAAAGGACAUUCCGUCCAAAAAAGAGUGCACCCUCAGGGAGUAAGGGGGCACAACUUAGAAAGCACAUUGAUGCCACCUUAGGUAGUGGAAAUCUGAGGGAAGCAGUUAGACUUCCUCCUGGUGAAGAUGCAAAUGAGUGGCUUGCUGUCAAUACUGUUGAUUUCUUCAACCAGGUGAAUCUGCUCUAUGGUACGCUCACUGAGUUCUGUACACCAGAGAACUGUCCUACAAUGACUGCUGGCCCCAAGUAUGAGUAUAGGUGGGCUGAUGGUGUACAAAUCAAGAAGCCUAUUGAAGUUUCUGCUCCAAAAUAUGUUGAAUACUUGAUGGAUUGGAUUGAAGCUCAGCUUGAUGAUGAAUCCAUAUUUCCUCAGAAGCUUGGUGCACCUUUUCCUCCCAACUUUAGGGAAGUUGUGAAGACGAUAUUCAAACGUCUAUUCCGGGUAUAUGCCCACAUUUAUCACUCUCACUUUCAGAAAAUCGUAAGUCUUAAGGAGGAGGCUCACCUCAACACAUGCUUCAAGCAUUUUAUACUAUUUACCUGUUGACAAUGCAAGGAUGGCAAUGUGAAGUGGAGACAAGGGUGGUGACAUGAUAUGUGUUUGCAGUGAUGGCGCAAGGAGGAUGAUGCGAGGCAGAGUUGAAGGUGGCAGUGUGGGUUAAACAAAACAAAAAGGAAACCAUUAAAGGUUGACAAUAAAGGUUGCCGAUGAACUUCAAACCCGGUGAUGAAGGCCAAAAACACUUUUCUUCUUGAUUCCCAGAUUUAUGAGCUUAAAGCUUUGAUACCAUGAAGAGCCUAAAGAAUCUUUAAAGAGAAUGAUUUUUUUCAUUGAUUUCAAUUUGUACAAAUACAAGUAUAUAUAUAAUCAUUCUUAGCACCAAAAAUAGGAACUUUUUUGACCUAAUUACAUAAGAUCCACUUGAUUAA
Messenger RNA from Vitis vinifera (wine grape), 1115 nucleotides. RefSeq names its product MOB kinase activator-like 1A. Gene Ontology annotation, molecular function: protein kinase activator activity. The record is from RefSeq and is a predicted model, not a curated record. NCBI's taxonomy places the organism in Eukaryota, Viridiplantae, Streptophyta, Magnoliopsida, Vitales, Vitaceae. Gene Ontology annotation, biological process: positive regulation of protein phosphorylation; signal transduction. The transcript is spliced from 7 exons. Gene Ontology annotation, cellular component: cytoplasm; nucleus. Bases 157 to 732 code for a protein of 191 amino acids.